Molecule: messenger RNA, 1086 nt
Organism: Microthlaspi erraticum
Lineage: Eukaryota; Viridiplantae; Streptophyta; Magnoliopsida; Brassicales; Brassicaceae
Source: the annotation of a GenBank genome assembly
AUGUCACUGAUGCGGAAUCAGAUUCAGAAUCUCGCCUGCAGUCUUGAAUGUCUCCAACUCACAACUUUUCUAAACCAAAAGAGCGACCUGGUAAAUAUCUCGAGUGGGUUCUUCAAGUCCAUGCCGAAGCUACUUGUGUUGGAUCUAUCAUAUAACGGAUUUCUCACGAAUUUACCACAUGGAAUAUCAGAAUUGGUUUCCUUGCAAUAUCUCAACUUGUCAGGUACAGGUAUACGUCAUCUCCCUACGGGUCUACAAGAGUUGGAAAACCUCAUUCACUUGGAUCUCACAAAUACACGUCAACUUUCGAGUAUUGUUGGGAUAUCAAAUCUGCAGAGUUUGAUGAUACUGAAUUUAGUUGGAAGUGGUUUUUCAUGGGAUUGCAGGAUAGUGGAGGAACUGGAAACCUUGGAGCAUUUAGAAAUAUUAACCAUAAGAAUCGAUAUUCAUCCACCUCUGGAGCUAUUCUUUAGCUCUCCUAGGCUGACGAGUUGUACACGAUAUAUGAGGAUCUACGAUUUGAAAGCACCUGAGGUAGCGAUUCCUGUAACAAUGAACAAGAUUCGUUUUUUCAUCAUUAUGGACUGCAGUAUCUCUGAGAUAAAGAUGGGACGUAUAUGCAACAAAAGCAAGACGGUUUCUCCUCUUCACAACCCGAGAGAGCCAUGCUUCUUGAGACUCUCCAGAGUCAAUAUAAAUAAUUGCAGAUGCUUGAGGGAGCUGACAUUUCUGAUGUUUGUUCCAAAUCUUAAAUAUCUUGAAGUUAUAUAUGCACAUCAACUAGAAGAUAUAAUAAACAAAGAGAAAGCUUGUGAAGCUCGAGAAUCAGGGAUUGUUCCUUUUGAAAAGCUGGUUUCUCUUAAGUUGCAGAGUCUACUGAAGCUAAAGAGUAUCUAUUGGAGUCCUCUACGCUUUCCAUGUCUGAAUAAAUUGAGUGUAAUCAGAUGUCCAAAUCUGAAAAAGCUUCCAUUGGAUUCUCAAAGUGGUAUGCGUGGAAAUAAUGGACGCCUCUUAACAUACACUGAGAAAAGUUGGAUUGCAGAUGUGGAAUGGGAGGACGAAGCCACCAAAAAUCGCUUCUUAUGA